UCAGUCCGCCAUGAACUGCCUGACCGUGCCCGGCGUCCACCCCGGCUCGCCCAGCCGGCCCCGCGGGCAGAUACAGGUGAUCUUCGGGCCGAUGUUCUCCGGGAAGAGCACGGAGCUCAUGCGGCGGGUGCGGCGCUUCCAGCUUGCCCAGUACCGGUGCCUGCUGGUGAAGUACGCCAAGGACACGCGCUACAGCUCCUGUGGGGUGUCCACACACGACAAGAGCACCAUGGAGGCUGUGCCCGCCGAGCUCCUCCAGGACGUGUACCAGGAGGCGCUGGGCGCCGCCGUCAUCGGCAUCGACGAGGGCCAGUUCUUCCCAGACAUCGUGGAGUUCUGCGAGACAAUGGCCAACACCGGGAAAACCGUCAUCGUUGCUGCUCUGGAUGGGACUUUCCAGAGGAAGGCCUUCGGGAGCAUCCUGAACCUCGUGCCGCUGGCGGAGAGCGUGGUGAAGCUGAACGCCGUGUGCAUGGAGUGCUUCCGGGAGGCCUCCUACACCAAGAGGCUGGGAGCAGAGCGGGAGGUGAGUUCCCUCGGAACAGAAACUGCUUCACCUUUCCAGUCCUGCUGGUCCAGAGGGAUCCCCUCAGGGAAGCUGGACUCUGCAGAGUCACCCUCCGAAUUUCCCUGCCAGGUUGAAGUGAUUGGAGGAGCCGACAAGUACCACUCCGUGUGCCGAGCCUGCUACUUCCGCAAGCGGCCCCAGCAGCCUGGGCUGGAGAACAAGGAGAAUGUGCCCCUGGCGUUGAGGCAGCAAGAGGCAGCUGCCAUUCGCAAGAUCUUCACUUGACUGCUGGGAAAAUGGAGGAGAAGGGAGCUCAGUACCAUGGCUCAUGGGCAUGGGAUCUGCCUCCCCCUGCUUUUAGUGAACUGUUCAGUGCCUCAGCCCUCCCUACCCAACCUCCACUGCCUCCCCACACUGAGCACCACAGCCAAGGAGGAUCCACCAGGCCUGAUGCUGGGGAGAGCUGAAGAGAGAGCCUGAUAAGAGUGAGUUCCAGUCUCAGAACACAGGGACGGAUGUAGUCAGUGAUGUUACCACACACAGACCCUGGCUCACUCCAUGAUGACCUAGGCUGCAGGGCUCCCGCUGCUUGCCAUGGCCCUGGCCAGCUCUCCCCGUGCUCUGUGUGUACUCAGGCUGGCUCUGGUGCCUGUGAACGCAGCCCUUCUCUCUGGUGCACUCUUGCUAAAUUCCAGGUUUCUAAUGACAAUGUACAGUCAUUAAUAUUUUGAGCCCACUUCCUUUUUUAACAGUCUGAGGUAAGUUGUUCCUUGUCACAGAGCUGUGGCACAACUUUUAAACUGACACACGCGACAACCCAGCCCUGGGCAGGGCCUUGGCCUCUCUGACUGCUGAUGCUCACUUUUAUUAUUGCUUUGUCAAUUCUUGGUGAAACAGAAGAGGGGAAAGGAAGGCCCAACUCAGCCUGGCAGCAGGCUCUUCUGAGCCAUUGAACUGUAAGGGCUGGUGGUGGUCUAGCAGGCUGUGACAGAGUCCUUUGGAAAAACUGGCCCCAGGAAGAGCCUCCUCCAAAUUCAGGGCAGUUUUUCUCAGGUUCAAGGUUGGUGCUGCCGUUUUGGUGCUGCAUUAACUGUGAGGGAUUUGGAGGCUCAGGGUUUCAUCCAGCCAGAUUUGGGCAACUGUUCCUGUGAAGGUCCAGCUACCUGGCAAAGGGGCUCUGAUAUGAAGGGCUGGUUCUUUAGUUGUGUCUCUUGCUCCCUCCUGAACCUUCCAAAAUUCUCAAGGCUGACUGUUCCUCUGCUCUAAGCUGACUGAGGCAUCCUCUUCCUACUUUGCUUGAUUCGGCUUCUGGAAGGUUGUUGGCUUUGUUCCUUACUCCUUGCAAAAGUGCUUUUCCCUGCAAGAGAGCCACAGGCUCCAAGCAGUAGCUCUUGGUUCUGGCCAGGCCAGAUCUCCGUGUGUGAGCGCAGGGUCACUGUUUGCUUGUGCCCUGGAAGGCUCUAAGAGCCACAUGAACUCCCUCUGUUGCACCCAUGUUACUAGUGGGCACAACUGUACUCACAAGUACGUGAGUGCCAGGCCUGAGUUUUUCUCUCAGGGCUGGGGAAGGGACUGCUGCGGCUGUUUUAGGUUA
Messenger RNA from Myiozetetes cayanensis, 2102 nucleotides. It is a transcript of the gene TK1, whose product is annotated as thymidine kinase 1. The transcript has 6 exons. Bases 11 to 793 code for a protein of 260 amino acids. Lineage: Eukaryota; Metazoa; Chordata; Aves; Passeriformes; Tyrannidae. Gene Ontology annotation, molecular function: ATP binding; thymidine kinase activity. Gene Ontology annotation, biological process: thymidine metabolic process. The record is from RefSeq and is a predicted model, not a curated record.